GGACUGACAGGAAGCGCCCGUCGCCAUUGGGCGCACGGCGUUGCUAGGGGCGUGGAAGCGACGUGUAAAAAUGGGAGCCGUAGCCGAGCGGUUUUCGUGGACUACCUUGAAAAUGCCGGAGAAGGAGACAAUGCUGGAAGGGUUUUUUAUUUUAACGCGACGAGGACUCUAAACCAGGCUUUGGGAGGAGAAGGAGGAGGAGGAGGGGGGACACACAAAAAAGCGAAAGAGAGAAAGACAGACAGUGUCAUGCCGUGUUCUGGGCUUGUUCUCACCCACGUUGCUCCUUUUGUCUUCUGGGAUUUCGGGCGCUUUUUGCUGAGGCGAGAAGAGAUUUAAAUACGUUUUUAAAAUUGCGUGUCGGCGGAAGACAGGAAGACCAGCAGCUGCGGCUGAAACAGGGCUCCCCGCUCUCGGUGAAAAGGCUUACUGGAGGAUAAGAAAAACCGGCCGUGGCGCAGAAAAUUUUUAUUUUGUUUCUGUUUUUUUUUUCUUCCAUGAGACGUUUUCUUUUUCUUUGGAGGAAGGGAAGCCUAUUAUUAUAUGUUGGGUUUUUCCUCCCCCUGAGUAUUUAGCCUUUGGUAUUGGGAGGGGGAAAAAAAAGGAUUUUUUUCCUCAUUUUUCCGAGCUCGGUAUGCACGUUUGAAACUCACAUUUCCUCGUCGUUGUUAAGGUCGUGCCUUUGUUUAGGUUCAUCUCGCCUUCAGCCGAGAAUCCGUCUUUUUUGCGAGCUAGCCAACUAUGCAGUCUCCCAUCCAGAUUUCGUGCAGCCCGUCUGAGACAAUCGCGGAGGCCACUUGAGCAAUAAUGAAUAAUACAAGCUUUUUUUUUUCUUCCUCUUAGCGCAUCCCAACUGUGCACUUUCAGCAGAGUAGAUGCGAAGCCGCUGAUAGGAAAUUAAAUUGGAGGUGGCCAUAAUAUCACAGGGGCCGAGGAAUUGCAUGGUAUGCUAUGUCCAGGUCGUCGUUUAUUAGGAAAUAAAUACAAUUUUGCCUUGGCUCGAACUGGAUGUAUACGGAAUUGAUAUAGUGAUACCCAUGCUAGCGAACUGCGUCAGUGCAACCCUGUGCUGCAGGUACUGUAUUGCCAUUGGAGAGCGAACAUGUUCAAGCCGUUCUGGGUACAUCCGAGAUAAAUGCUGAAAUUAUUAGCAGAAAUGGAAACCGGGGGCGAAUCCAGUACAGAUCCCCCGUUGGGACUUAAAUUCCCAUCUGUUCCCGGUUCCGAAUGUGAACUUCACAUGCAUAUUUAUGAAACCAGCAGUGACAGUAAUGUUAGUAACAUGGACACUACUGCAGUGCCGAGAGGUGGAAGCGAUCCCAGCGCCUACCCUCCGUCAAACUACCAGCGCAGCGCCCAUCAGAGGUUCAUCAGGCGAAGUUUGUGGUUCUCCGACUCCGACGAGCAGGCGUUUGACCCCCCGGAGGGCGAGAGCCGGUGCAAGGUCCUGAACAUCAACUUGCGCACCAUUGUGGGCCGGACGCUGGGCGCCCGGGGGGCCCUGCCGGAGGGCCCCAGCACCGAGGGCCAGGGCGCCCGCAAGGACAGCGCCACGGAGAGCGCCAGCGCGGACGAGGAGAGGGAGAAAGGCGAAGCCGGGCACAAGCGCGUCGCCCCGGCCCCGUGUGAGGACGCCAGGGGCCCGGGCAAGGCGGCCAGCGACGAGACCGAGGAGGAGGCCGAGAUGAAAGCGGUCUCCACGUCCCCCGGGGGCCGCUUCCUCAAGUUUGACAUCGAGCUGGGGAGGGGGUCUUUCAAGACGGUCUACAAGGGGCUGGACACGGACACCUGGGUGGAGGUGGCUUGGUGUGAACUUCAGGAUAGAAAACUCUCAAAGGUAGAGAGGCAGAGAUUCAAAGAAGAGGCAGAAAUGCUGAAGGGCUUGCAGCAUCCCAACAUUGUCCGGUUUUACGACUCCUGGGAAUCUUCACUGAAAGGAAAAAAGUGCAUAGUGUUGGUUACUGAACUGAUGACAUCAGGGACAUUAAAAACGUACUUGAAGAGGUUUAAAGUGAUGAAACCCAAGGUUUUGCGAAGUUGGUGUCGGCAGAUUUUAAAAGGCUUGCAUUUUCUACAUACCAGGACACCCCCCAUCAUUCACCGAGAUUUAAAAUGUGACAAUAUAUUCAUUACUGGACCCACUGGAUCUGUAAAAAUUGGUGAUCUUGGGCUUGCUACGUUAAAAAGAGCUUCUUUUGCCAAAAGCGUCAUAGGUACUCCUGAAUUUAUGGCCCCUGAAAUGUAUGAGGAACACUAUGAUGAAUCAGUGGAUGUGUAUGCCUUUGGAAUGUGCAUGCUGGAAAUGGCUACCUCAGAAUACCCUUACUCAGAGUGUCAAAAUGCUGCCCAGAUUUACCGCAAAGUCACAAGUGGUGUGAAACCAGCAAGCUACAACAAGGUUACAGAUCCAGAAAUCAAGGAAAUUAUCGGAGAAUGUAUCUGCCAAAAAAAGGAGGAAAGGUAUUCCAUAAAGGAUCUCCUUAAUCAUGCCUUCUUCGCUGAGGACACUGGGGUGAGGGUGGAACUUGCUGAGGAAGAUGAUGGCAAGAAGUCUUCGAUUGCUUUGAAGCUGUGGGUCGAAGAUCCGAAGAAGCUGAAAGGGAAAUACAAAGACAAUGGAGCCAUUGAGUUUAGUUAUGACUUGGAGAAGGAGGUCCCUGAGGAUGUUGCUCAGGAAAUGGUUGAAACGGGUUUCUUUCAUGAAAGCGAUGCUAAGAUUGUUGGAAAGUCGAUAAGGGACAGAGUGUCGCUGAUCAAGUGGAAAAGGGAAAGGACUAUCCCAGUGACGGAAAGUGAGGAGCAGAGCGACCGCGAGUGUGCAGAGAGCCAGAGGAGUCAGCUAGUGCAAUCGCAGAUCCCGGCCAGAGGGUUACCGUGUGCUGGCCAGCCCGUCCUCUUGGAACCAGAGGAACCCGAGUCCGACCAACACGCACGCCAUUGCAACUUGCCUGCCAGCGCCACAUCUGUAACAUCUGAUGGCACCUUUGACAGUGGCCUGGGCUCCACAGUGUAUUCCGACUCUCACAGCAGUCAGCAGAGCGUGAUCUACCAGACUCUUCUUGACCCCAUCUCCUCAGCUGGCCAGCAGCCUGGUCUAUCUGUGGCUCAGAGCACAGCUGCUGUCCUCCCACAACAGGGUCACCAAUCAUACCAGCAGCCAACACAGACAUUCGCAGUUGUCCAGUCAGCUGCAGGGCCCACUGUCCCACAGAGCCAAGCAGCCUCCACUCCUCAAGUCCAGCAGUUCCAAAGCUAUUUCUACACCGCAACAUUCCAGUCUCAGCCGUUCACGCCGGCACAGGGUCCCGACAUGCAGCCUGUGUGUCCCAGCCAGCCGGUCUUACAGCAUGUCCACCAGUUCCAAGCACAGCAGUCCCAGGAUCAGAGUCAACCGACCCACUCGCCGCCCCCACUCAAACCUCUACAGAUCUCCACAGCACCGCUUCCCCAGUAUGUUCAUAUCCCUCCCACGCAGUUCCCUCAGCAGUUUCCUGUUAUUCCAACAGCAACUCCUCUUGCUGGAUGUGAAUCUUUCCCUCCUCCUUCUCUUCCUUCUCACUCUGGCUUCCCCAGCACCAGCGCCCCCCCUGUGCCCACCUCUUACUUCUCUCCAGGACAAACAAUAGCAGCCCCUUCAGCGAACGCCACUGUCUCUCUUCCUGCCACUCAGAUAGCUCCCACCAUGCAGCCUGGGAUCCCAGCUCAGGCCCCCGGAUCUGUCGCCUUGCAAUGCCAAAGAGGGCCAGCUCCCAUGCACUUGCUUGCCAUGGCUGUCUCUGGCAUUUCAGUUUUGCAAGCUCAGCAGCCGAUAGCCCAGAUCGCCCAGCAGCAGGUUUAUCCUCCUGCUCUGCAGCAGAUUGUUAACCCAGAAGUCCCUCCUGUGCAGGCUACUCAUAUAGCACAGAGUGUUUCUCAGCAGCUUCCUUUGAGCCAGCAGGUGCUUCAGCCCAGCUUAAACCCACUGCCUGAGCCUGCUCUACUUGUUUCUGAGCCUUCUGGCCAGAUAAAUAUUGGACAAAUCCCAUCAAACUAUCCCUUAGAUUCCAGCUUACAGGUUGAAGCCCAAGUUCCAGCACCAGUCCAGUCUGCCCAGGCCCCUGUCCUGUCUCCACCUAUGAAGAUCUUGCUGGAAAUGGGACCUACAACAGCUGGCCUAGAGCAAGCACUGCAUCCCAUUAGCACUCAGGCAGCAGAUGCCUCUACAGUGUCCCAGCAAAGCAGAGACCGUGGACCUGUAGCAGAUGUUUGUAAAGAGGAAUCUACACCAGACAAACAGGUGCCUCUGCAGAGUUAUUGCUAUGAUAGUGUGAAUUCUGACGCCACUUCGGGCAAAGAGAUGAGCGAUGGCUGUGAAGGAGCCCAAAGCAGCGGGAAGCAGGAAGGCAAGUCGAGGAAGCAUCACAGGAGGUCGACACGAACACGCUCACGGCAGGAGAAGAUGAGCAAGCCCAAACUGACCAUUCUGAACGUCUGUAAUACAGGAGAUAAGAUGGUUGAAUGCCAGCUGGAGACGCACAAUCACAAAAUGGUGACGUUCAAGUUUGAUUUAGAUGGGGAUGCUCCUGAGGAAAUUGCAACCUACAUGGUGGAAAAUGAUUUCAUCUUGCAUGCGGAGAAGGAGAUCUUCAUUGAGCAGCUGAAAGAUAUCAUUGAUAAAGCAGAGGAUAUGCUGAGCGAAGAUACAGAAGGAGAGCGAAGCUCUGACCAGGGAACAAGCCCCCAGCAGGGCCAUGUAUCAGGACUAGAGCUGGGAGAGAAUGCAACAGCACAGCAGCCUCGUACCAACCAGCCAGUUUAUCAGCAGAAUGUACUUCAUACUGGCAAGAGGUGGUUUAUUAUUUGCCCAGUUGCUGAAACUCCCACAACUGAGGAAAAGGAGAAGUCGUCAGCAGUACUGACAUCAGCAGCACAGCCUGCUGCUUCUCAAGAGCCAGAAGCCCAGAUCAAUACCACAGCAGUGCCACUGUCCACAGUGGCAGCUCAGGGUUCCACUGAGGUCUGGGAUGGUCACAACAGCACACCCCCACCUUUCACUACAGGCGCUGCAGAUCGAGCAGUUCUUCCCUUGUCUGCUUCAGUAGUAUCCAAAGGUACCCAAAUUAAUGACCUAAAGAGCGAUGCAAGGGAGCUUGAAAUUCAGCAGACGCAGCUGACUACUGCUGAGGGACUUCCACGUGAAAUUCGGAGCUCCCUUUCAAAUGAUGAACCUUUCAGUGGUCAGCCCAGCACCAUGUCACCCAUUCAUACCGUCCAGCAAGUGACUGAAAUUGCAUGUGCUGCCUCCGUUGUUGCAGAUAUCCCCUGUUGUCCCAUCGUGCCACCUCUCUCUUUAGAUAUGACAGCUGUUCAAGCGGUGCCAUCUCCGCCCCUGUCGGCAAGGGACACCAGCCAUAUUUCAGACCUUCCAACCAGCCAGGCUGAAAAACCCCAGCAGCCUGUGGUACUGCAGCAGCCUUUUGCAACCUCCGUGCAGUCCUCAAUGGCAAAAUCGCCCUCUCAACCCCAGAGCCCAGCUCAAGCUCCCCAACAUUAUUUGCAGCAGCAAAUCUCAACACCUGGCCCGUCAUCCACCCAGCAAGCUUACCUGGUGGAAUCCGAUGGUGAAGGCCCUCGUCGAGUUGAAUUUGUUGACAACACGAUCAAGUCGCUAGAUGAAAAGCUGCGCAAUUUAUUGUAUCAAGAGUAUGUCCCUAUGUACCCGGCCAGUGGGACAUCUGAAACUCCUGGAUCUUGCACAGAGUAUAUUCACUCUCCGCCCAUUAUUGAAAACGCAGUGGUUGGAACUGAAACUUGCACGUCCAGCCUCAUGGGGAAUGGGGUCCCAACCAGUGAGCCUGUAAGCUGUGCUGUUCCCAGCCGAGUGUCUGCAUGGUCUGGAUUUGAGGAUCAGACUGUAUUAGAAAAAAAUGAAAUGAAAUCUCCAGUAGAGAGCGAAGAAAGUGGAAUUAAGAAACAGACUGACUCUGCAUCUAACAUACAAUCUAUUUCUGGAAACAGCCGAUUCCAGAUUAUCCCUACUCCUCCAGACAUUGUGAAAAAACUGGAACGAAACCGAAAGAGCAGAAGCACUUGUGCGUCCCCGAUACCUCCAAGUGCCAAGGGUGCUGACAAUUCCCAGGCGGCUGUGCUGGCAAAUGGGGAGUCUUAUUCGCUUCUUGAAAAGGAAGAUCUCGCAGAGCUGCGGUGCAGAGACAACCACAUCAAGUCCGAUGAGGUCUCCCCCGUGACGACCAUUGGCAGGUUCUCUGUGGUUAGCACCAAGGAUGAGGUCACUUUGAAGAUGCGCAGCAAUAGGUAUUCAGCACCACCAGACUUUUACCAGGAUGUGCCUCCUUCCAGCCCCAAGCUGAAGACGUCCGUCCCACGAGCUCAGACCGCAGUCCCUGUUGAUGUGACCAUCCACAACCACAUUUCUUCAGACUCUGGAGAGGAGAGUACUCCAUCUAAGAUACCCACCACUCCGCCUGCAAGUCUAGGUGACAACUCUGGUGGUGACUUAAUGAAGAAAGCUGUGGCUUUCCUGAGAAGAACUGGGAAAAGCAGUAGUAUCCAGAGUUCUGACUCUCCAAGCAGACAGGGUCCAAACGUCCCGACAAUAAACAUCUCAUCCUUCCGCUCCCACUCCUCCUACAUUAGCAGUGAUAAUGACUCCGAAUUUGAAGAUGCUGAUAUAAAAAAGGAGCUGCAGAAGCUGAGAGACAAGCACAUGAAGGAGAUCUCGGAACUGCAAGCUCUUCAGAGGGGGGAGAUUGAGCUCCUUUAUAAAAAGCUUGGGAAACCUUUGCCCCCAGCUGUGGGUUUCCUCCAUGCUGCGCCACCUACUGGCCGAAGACGCAAAGCCAGCAAGAGCAAGCUGAAGGCUGGGAAACUGCUUAACCCACUGGUUCAACAGCUGAAAAGUGCUACGAAUAACACGAGUGAGCCUGCUAUGAAUCCGCCUGCCUCUUCGGCUAAAGAGUCCAGUCUGGCAGACAGCACUGUCUUUUCCACGGCAAGCACUCUGCCUCCCUCAGCAUCUGUUAUUCCCGCAGCAGAACCUGUUCAGACACAGCAGCCCUGCUCAGUCAAGGGGUCGCUGUCCUCCGACAACAUCUACUGUGGCUUCCUCAGUGAAGGGACAGGGCCGCACAGUGGCCUUGGUCAAGGCUGGACGGUUUACCACCAAACGUCUGAGAGAGUGACCUAUAAAUCUAGUAGCAAACCUCGUACCAGAUUCCUCAGUGGACCUGUGUCUUUGUCCAUCUGGUCUACCCUGAAACGACUAUGUCUAGGCAAAGAGCGCAGUAGUAGGUCGUCUAACGGUGGCAGCGCAGCUGCGGGGGCGCAGAAUCCACAGCCGCAGGCCGUGCCAGCAGCCCCUCCGCAGCAGCUCGCCGGCCUGGCGCAGGCUCAGGCCAACAACAGCAACAACAAGAAGGGCACUUUCACGGACGACCUGCACAAGCUUGUGGAUGACUGGACCAAGGAGACCAUCGCGGCUGCCCACGCAAAGCCCUCCCUCAACCAGAUCAAGCAGAAGAGACAGUGGCACGACAUGGAUCCGAAACCCAAGCCAGCUAUACUGAAUGAGGUGAAAUAUCCAAGUGUACCUGGGACAAUGAAGUACCAGAUCCCCCUUUCGUGCCCCAUGACGGCUGCCCUGGCACCUGGAAUUCAACCAGCCUUGAAUGGCAAUACAAUUGCAGGGAUAAAGCCUAACUAUUUAAUGCCAGCCUGCCAGUUUGGAGGAGUGAUGCCAGCAUCCAUGUAUGGAAUACAGUGGCCCGGGAUAGCUGGGCCAGUGGGUCAAGUUGGAGUACUAGGUGCCCCAGGGGUGGUAGCAUUUCCUUCCAUUGGCAAUUCUGGUUUGCAAGUCUUUCCUGUGCCACUACAAAACCCCAUUUUGAGCCCGCCGAGCCCCAACAUGAGGACUACUUAGCUUCACUUUCUGUCAUGGUCCAUUGUUUCAAAAGCUUUACUCUGGAGUGUACUUGCUUAUAGAUAACACUUGUGCUGUUGGAUAUGGUUCUGCUGGCAACUGAUGUAGGGCUGAUUGAGCACAUAGCCAUACAUUGCAUCAUGCAAUCACUGUGAAACAUUUUCACAAAGAUUAAACGGUAGUUUGUUUUGGGCAAUUGUAGCUUCUCAACUAUUAUUAAGACACUUUAUUAAUUAUAUGCUUGUAUGUUAAAACACUAGCAACUGGAAAAAAAAUGUAUAGAUGUUUUGAAGAACUUGAACUUAUUCUUAGUUAAUUACCCUGCAAGAGUAUAGUGCCUUGAAUCAUGCUUUUCAGUUUCUGCUGGAAAGAGGUAUGUAAAUGUUUGAAAGAUUUUUUUUAACUUUUUUUGACAUUCUUUAGAAAUAAUUGGUUGUUUACAUUUAAAUGCCCUCUCAACACUGCACUAUAAAUGCUGUAGAUGUGUUUAUUUCGAUGUGGGGGAACAAACAACACUUUUUUUUUUAACAUUUCAGUUGCUGUCUCCACCUGAAACAGCAGACUUGCCUUUUGAUUUCCCAGCAGGGAUAUGUGGUUAUAAAAUUUCAGAACAUACACUUUCACCUGCUAGGUUGGUGCAACAUCCUGCAUGUUGUACUUAACAAAUGUACAGUCAGAAAUGAUUUGAAGAUAGUUAUAAAUUCUAGCUUUUUUUUUUAUUAACAGUGUUCCUUAUUCAUGGGAUCAAAUUUUGCGGGCACAAUUUAAAAGCUCAGUUCCAGAUAUCUGCAAUGUUUUGAAUGCUUUUUUUCUUUUUAAUAAAAGUUAUUUGCGCUAUUGUUGAAUCUACUGAAUGUUGCAGUAAUGUUCAGAUAUUAUAGUGGCCUUUUGUUAAGCCUUAGUAAAAAAAAUGGAUAUCUGGAGCUUCUUUCCACUCUAAGUUUAGAAUUUGAAAACUGAGCAGUUGCAUAAAAUAAAUGCAUUUACAGCUAUUACUUUAGGGCACUACUUUUGUUUCUUCAUCACUAUUUAUUAUUUUGGGAGCAGUGCAAUCACUAGUUUUUGAACACAGUAGUUAACUGUAUAAGUUAUUUAGCUUUGGUUUAAUGUACAUUAAAUUUUUCAAUGCUGCUAGUUUGACUUCCAUUUGUGUAGUUCCUCAAUUAGCGAAGAAUGCAAGGUGAAGGACACUGUCUGGCUGCAAACCCAAUAACACAUUUGCAUGACUUCAUGUACAAAAGGUCAGGAGGAAGCUAAUUCAAAAUACCAACUACUGGUAUUGAACAAAAAUUACACAAUGUAACUUCAUCAAAGCAUUGGUAAUAUUUUUUUUGUAAAUUUAUAAUGUGAAACAGUGUUAUCACUAUGUCAGAGCAAAUGUGAAUUGUGGUAUUUUUCUGGGGCUCUUACCAAUAAAGACAAACCUUUUUUUUCCUCUUCUUUCCAAUUGUCCUCAAACAUUUUAUUCAUUUGUCCUCUUAAUGUGAAUCUUAGGAAUGAUUUUUUUCUCAUUUUAAAACGUUGUACAGUACUACAUCUUUCUGUUAAUGUUCUUUAAAGUGAUUAGCUGAUGUAAAUGAAUCGGCUAAUCGUUAAACACUCUUUUGAAAUAGUUCUUGAUGGAGUUGGAAACUGGAGGCAAAACCACUACCAUUUUUUUUCUGCUGAUAUAAAAGCCGUUUCACUUUAUAGACAAAAUGGCACAAGAUCGUUAAUGAACUGUACAUGUGAAAUCGAUAUUUUUGCUUUUACGAUUUGUGUAUUGAAUCGAAAAAAUACUCUACAAAAAUAUUGGCACAGGUUUAAAAAUAACACUGUAGAAAGUAAAAUGUUUAGGCACACUUCUUAUUCUUUCAUGCAGUGAUGAUUUUAUACCACGUGCUGAAAGGCAGUGAUGUCUUGUUCUGCCAAGCUGUGAAUUGUAUAGUUCUACUGUAAUUAUAAGUGUUCUCUAUUUUUUUGUUCCUACCCUUUUAAUAUGUAUUAUUCCAUCAAUUCGGUUUGAAUUGGAUUUUUAUAGAAUAUUAUGCAGAAUCUUCUGCCUUGGCAAAUUUUCAGUAGUAAGAGAUUUCUGUUCUCGUUUGGUUUCUUUAUAUUCAUGUCAGUACGCUUCAUGAGCAGACACAAGAACCUAUUUUCAGAAACAUUGAUGCUUGCACUACAACUUGAUGUCAGGUUUGCUAUGGCCUGUUUAGUCCUCUUUCAUGAACUGACUCAGUCAGUGGCACUAACUCACAAAGAUUGUAAAUGUUUAAAGAAAGAAAUAAACAUAUUUUGUGCUUGACGAA
Lepisosteus oculatus (spotted gar) is the source of this 10206-nucleotide messenger RNA. RefSeq names its product serine/threonine-protein kinase WNK2. Lineage: Eukaryota; Metazoa; Chordata; Actinopteri; Semionotiformes; Lepisosteidae. The record is from RefSeq and is a predicted model, not a curated record. Gene Ontology annotation, molecular function: ATP binding; protein serine/threonine kinase activity; potassium channel inhibitor activity. Gene Ontology annotation, cellular component: cytoplasm; cytosol. Gene Ontology annotation, biological process: positive regulation of potassium ion import across plasma membrane; protein phosphorylation; monoatomic ion homeostasis.